AGUACAUUUGUCACGUAAGGAAUAAUUGCGUUAAAGAAAGAACAGGGUAACUUAAUAGAGGUCUCCUAUCUCAUUCUGUGACGGUGUUUCUGGGCUCUGGUGAUGAAUGUGUUCAUUUUAUGUGACUUGCUUUGGGUAAAUAACCCAGUGCCCUAUCAGCUCUCCAGCCUGCGGCCAACAGCGCCUGUGUGUGCGCGCUAAUGACGGUGGAAGGUGCCUGGGGGAGGGCCUCGGGAGGGGCUACCCAGCUCAAUCGCGCCCCUGGCACUUGCUAAGAGAUUCUCAGCCCUUUCUCUGCAGCUGCUACUUGAAGACUCCACGCUUUCCCUCCAGAGGAAAGAAACCAUCUAUCUAAAUCAGCUGUACGCUCCACGUCUCUCGUUUCUCCCUCCGCCAGCCGCCACCCCCACCCCUUCUAUUGUGUUGUGCGUUUAGCUCAGCUUCCUGCGUAAGACCCUAACCUCAUUUGUAGCAGCAGGCGUUACUGAGAAUUUCGGAAUCUCGAGUUGCAAUGGAGCUGUACGGAAAGAUGGCCUCUUCCCAAGAUGCCCGGUAUGGCCAGAAAGACUCCUCUGAUCAGAACUUCGACUACAUGUUCAAAUUGCUCAUCAUUGGCAAUAGCAGUGUGGGGAAAACAUCUUUCCUGUUCCGUUAUGCAGAUGACUCCUUUACAUCUGCAUUUGUCAGCACAGUUGGGAUCGAUUUCAAAGUAAAAACUGUAUUCAAAAAUGAAAAGAGGAUCAAGCUUCAGAUUUGGGACACAGCAGGCCAGGAAAGAUACAGGACUAUCACCACAGCCUACUACCGUGGGGCCAUGGGCUUUAUUUUAAUGUAUGACAUCACAAAUGAAGAAUCCUUCAAUGCGGUACAGGAUUGGUCAACUCAGAUCAAAACGUACUCUUGGGAUAAUGCCCAGGUUAUCCUGGUUGGGAACAAAUGUGACAUGGAAGACGAGAGGGUCAUCUCAACGGAGAGAGGCCGACAUUUAGGAGAACAGCUCGGGUUUGAAUUUUUUGAAACAAGUGCCAAGGAUAACAUUAAUGUCAAGCAGACGUUUGAGCGUCUUGUGGAUAUCAUCUGCGACAAAAUGUCCGAGAGUUUGGAGACGGAUCCGGCCAUCACUGCCGCCAAGCAGAACACAAGACUCAAGGAAAGCCCUCCUCCGCCACAGCCCAACUGUGGCUGUUAAUGUCCCCCCACACACAGGCAGCUUGAGGGGGCACCUCCCC
Messenger RNA from Ailuropoda melanoleuca (giant panda), 1229 nucleotides. RefSeq names its product RAB3C, member RAS oncogene family (gene RAB3C). The record is from RefSeq and is a predicted model, not a curated record. The coding region runs from base 512 to 1189 and encodes 225 amino acids. The transcript has 5 exons. Gene Ontology annotation, molecular function: GTP binding; GTPase activity. Lineage: Eukaryota; Metazoa; Chordata; Mammalia; Carnivora; Ursidae.